This is a messenger RNA of Cylicocyclus nassatus, 309 nucleotides long. The record is from the annotation of a GenBank genome assembly. Lineage: Eukaryota; Metazoa; Nematoda; Chromadorea; Rhabditida; Strongylidae.
AGGCCUGGGAAGGAGCCAGUAAUCUUGAAAACUUGUUUACGGCAUUUUACCUCAAGGGUCGACAGCUUGCCAAAAGGGAAGACGCGGAGAAUUUAUACAGAAUUUGUACAGAACAUGUUAGAGCUUGCAAAUUUCACAAGUCGUUGUGAAAAUGUUGCACCUGAGAUUGUCGUAAAUGAGCUUGAACUAGAAUUCUCCAACGACGUGUCUUCUGAGUCUGAAGAAGAGCACGAAAUUGCAGACGCGCCGGAGGAGCAGAUGCCCGGGCCUUCGUCACGCCCUGGUGCGUUACGCAUUAGCUUCCAGGAA